GAUGACGCUUUAGUGUGCAGUUCUGCUGGGUGUCGUAUACCAGAAAUCGAAUCUUGUUACCUCACUGCAGUGACUCUCUAGAUGCUGUUCUUAGAUUAAUAUAUAAUUAGAAGUAAUCCUGUGUCUUUAAGCUUGAAUACAAGUACUUUUCUUUAUUUUAUAGUGUAAAUCCAUUUUUUUUUACACUUUUUUAGAGGAAGCAAAAAAAACCAAAAACCCAAAAACUUAGCAUUGAGUUUGCAAUACUAAUGCUCUCUACUGGUUGUGGAGUAUUGCUAUUCUAUCUCUGGGCUAUUGCUAGUCUGCAACAUUGAUCUUCUGCAUCUUGAGCUUCGGAUAGAGAUUCCACUCUGAGGUGAUAUCUUUCCGCGAUGCGAAGAUGGCUCGCAAGUUCUCUUCCGCACGCCCCGAAAUGUUUCGCCGCUUCACCCCAGAUUCACUGGAGGAGAUUGAGGCGUUCACUGAGCUGAAGAAAAGUUGUACGUUAGAGAAGAAGGAGCCGGAGUCAACACCUAGAAUUGACCUGGAGGCGGGGAAACCUCUGCCCAUGAUAUAUGGAGACCCACCAGAGGACCUGCUCAACAUCCCACUGGAGGAUCUUGACCCCUUCUACAAAACUCAGAAAACAUUUAUUGUGAUUAGCAAGGGAAACAUAAUCAACAGAUUCAAUGCAGAACGAGCUUUGUACAUCUUCAGUCCGUUUAACCCUAUCAGAAGAGGAGCCAUUCGGGUUUUUGUAAACUCGGCAUUUAAUUUUUUCAUCAUGUUCACCAUCUUCUCUAACUGCAUAUUCAUGACUAUAAGCAACCCUCCUGCCUGGAGUAAAAUUGUGGAAUAUACUUUUACAGGUAUAUAUACCUUUGAAGUAAUAGUCAAAGUCCUAUCCAGAGGCUUCUGUAUUGGACAUUUUACAUUCCUUCGUGAUCCAUGGAACUGGCUGGAUUUCUCGGUGGUCACCAUGGCGUAUAUCACAGAGUUUAUUGACCUUGGAAACGUGUCAGCACUUAGGACAUUCCGUGUGCUCCGAGCUCUCAAGACAAUCACUAUUUUUCCUGGACUGAAAACUAUUGUCAGAGCUUUGAUCGAGUCGAUGAAGCAGAUGGGUGACGUGGUGAUCCUGACCGUCUUCUCUCUGGCUGUGUUCACCCUCGCCGGGAUGCAGCUGUUCAUGGGGAACCUACGACACAAGUGCAUUCGCUGGCCCAUCUCUAACGUUACCCUCGAUUAUGAAUCUGCCUACAACACCACUUUUGACUUUACAGCCUACAUUGAAAAUGAAGAAAAUCAGUACUUUCUCGAUGGUGCUUUGGAUGCCUUACUAUGUGGCAACAAUUCUGAUGCUGGAAAGUGUCCAGAAGGCUAUACGUGUAUGAAGGCUGGGCGGAACCCAAACUACGGCUACACAAACUAUGACAACUUUGCCUGGACUUUCCUGUGCCUCUUUAGGCUCAUGCUUCAAGACUACUGGGAGAACCUCUAUCAGAUGACUCUCCGUGCUGCUGGGAAGAGCUACAUGGUGUUCUUCAUCAUGGUCAUAUUCCUGGGUUCCUUCUAUCUUAUCAACCUAAUCCUGGCUGUAGUUGCUAUGGCAUAUGAGGAGCAGAAUCAGGCAACACUGGCUGAGGCUCAAGAGAAAGAAGCUGAGUUUCAGAGAGCAGUGGAACAGCUCAGGAUCCAACAGGAACAGAUAAAUGAUGAGAGGAAGGCAUCUUUAGCCAGUCAGUUAACUCAAAACCAAGAGGCAGAGAUAACAGAUGAUGGGGAUGACGCCAUAAAGGAAUGUAAUGGAAAGGCCUUCCCGCUGGCCAAUAUCAGAGAGCCAUCUAGUGUAAAGUUAUCAACUGAAGAACAAAGGUCAGACAGUAAGUCCAUGGACUCCAAGCAUAGCGUAGACAAGCCAAGCCUGAAGCAUAAGGCUGCCAGUACUAUGAGUGUGUUCACUUUGGAAGACCUGGAGGCAGCCCGGAGGCCUUGUCCUCCAGUCUGGUAUAAGUUCGCUGGCUUCGUCUUUAAGUGGAACUGCUGCGGCCCCUGGGUGUUCCUCAAGAAAUGGGUCCAUUUUGUGAUGAUGGAUCCUUUCACUGACCUGUUUAUCACUCUUUGCAUCAUAUUGAAUACACUGUUCAUGUCUAUAGAGCACCACCCCAUGAACGAAAGCUUUCAGAGUCUGCUCAGUGCAGGAAACCUGGUGUUUACCACUAUCUUUGCGGCUGAAAUGGUGUUGAAGAUCAUUGCCUUGGACCCCUACUACUACUUCCAGCAGACGUGGAACAUAUUUGACAGCAUCAUUGUCAGUCUCAGUCUGUUGGAGCUUGGACUAUCCAAUAUGCAAGGAAUGUCUGUGCUCAGAUCCUUACGUUUGCUGCGUAUCUUCAAAUUGGCCAAGUCCUGGCCCACGCUCAACAUUCUGAUCAAGAUAAUCUGCAACUCGGUGGGCGCUCUGGGCAACCUGACCAUUGUGCUGGCCAUUAUCGUCUUCAUCUUCGCCUUGGUGGGCUUUCAGCUGUUCGGAAAGAACUACAAGGAGUACGUGUGCAAGAUCUCUGAUGACUGUGAGCUGCCCCGCUGGCACAUGAAUGACUUCUUCCACUCCUUCCUGAUUGUGUUCCGUGCCUUGUGUGGCGAGUGGAUUGAGACCAUGUGGGACUGCAUGGAGGUGGGCGGAGUUCCUAUGUGCCUCGCCGUCUACAUGAUGGUCAUAAUCAUUGGGAACCUGGUGAUGCUGAACCUUUUCCUUGCCUUGCUUCUAAGCUCAUUCAGCAGCGACAAUCUCAGUUCAAUUGAAGAAGAUGAUGAAGUUAACAGCCUCCAGGUUGCCUCUGAGCGCAUUAGUAGGGCAAAAAACUGGGUGAAGAUCUUCAUCACUGGCACAGUCCAGGCUCUGGUACUGUGGAUCCAGGGCAAGAAGCCCCCCAGUGAUGAUGUGGUAGGAGAAGAAGGAGACAAUGAGGGCAAAAAGGAUACUUUGCCCUUAAACUACCUCGAUGGUGAGAAGAUUGUAGAUGGGAUAACCAACUGUGUAGAGUCUCCAACUCUGAAUCUACCCAUUGUAAAGGGGGAGUCAGAGAUCGAAGAAGAAGGGUUAGUGGAUUCAUCAGAUGAAGAGGACACAAACAAAAAGAAGCAUGCUCUUAAUGAUGAAGACUCUUCAGUUUGUAGUACAGUGGACUAUAGUCCUUCAGAACAAGAUCCCCUGGCCAAGGAAGAAGAAGAAGAAGAAGAAGAGGAGCCAGAGGAACUAGAGUCCAAAGAUCCAGAAGCAUGUUUUACAGAAAAAUGUAUAUGGCGAUUUCCUUUUCUGGAUGUGGACAUCACACAGGGGAAAGGGAAGAUCUGGUGGAACCUACGUAGGACCUGCUACACCAUCGUGGAGCAUGACUACUUUGAAACCUUCAUCAUAUUCAUGAUUCUCCUCAGUAGUGGAGUUCUGGCCUUUGAGGACAUUUAUAUUUGGCGUCGCAGGGUGAUUAAGGUCAUCUUGGAGUAUGCAGACAAAGUCUUCACAUAUGUCUUCAUAGUAGAGAUGUUACUUAAGUGGGUUGCAUAUGGGUUUAAAAGAUAUUUCACUGAUGCCUGGUGCUGGCUCGACUUUGUAAUUGUUGGUGCAUCAAUAAUGGGCAUAACAUCCAGUUUGUUGGGCUAUGAAGAGCUGGGAGCAAUCAAAAAUCUCAGAACUAUCAGGGCUCUUCGCCCUUUACGUGCCCUUUCCAGAUUUGAAGGAAUGAAGGUGGUAGUGAGAGCAUUGCUUGGUGCCAUCCCCUCCAUCAUGAACGUGCUGCUGGUGUGUCUGAUGUUCUGGCUCAUCUUCAGCAUUAUGGGGGUCAAUUUGUUUGCUGGAAAGUUCUACCGCUGCAUUAACACCACCACAGAUGAGAUUCUGCCCGUGGAGGAAGUGAACAACCGGAGUGACUGCAUGGCACUAAUGUACACUAACGAGGUGCGCUGGGUCAACCUUAAGGUCAACUAUGACAAUGCGGGCAUGGGAUACCUCUCCCUGCUACAAGUGUCUACAUUUAAAGGCUGGAUGGACAUCAUGUAUGCUGCAGUGGACUCCAGAGAGGUAGAGGAUCAGCCAAUCUAUGAGAUUAAUGUCUACAUGUACCUGUAUUUUGUCAUCUUCAUCGUAUUUGGAGCCUUCUUUACCCUCAACCUUUUCAUUGGUGUCAUCAUAGACAACUUCAACCGUCAAAAGCAAAAGUUAGGAGGAGAAGAUCUCUUUAUGACAGAAGAGCAGAAGAAGUACUACAAUGCCAUGAAGAAGCUGGGUUCGAAGAAAGUUGCCAAAUGUAUACCCCGCCCUUCGAAUGUGGUUCAAGGUGUGGUGUACGACAUAGUCACCCAACCAUUCACUGAUAUUUUCAUCAUGGCUCUCAUUUGCAUCAACAUGGUGGCUAUGAUGGUCGAGUCGGAGGACCAGAGUCAAGUGAAGAAGGACAUUCUCUCUCAGAUCAAUGUCAUAUUCGUUAUCAUCUUCACUGUAGAGUGCUUGUUAAAGCUACUUGCACUUAGACAGUACUUCUUCACUGUUGGAUGGAAUGUUUUUGAUUUUGCUGUUGUCGUCAUUUCUAUAAUUGGUCUUCUGCUAUCGGACAUAAUUGAGAAGUACUUUGUGUCCCCCACCCUGUUUCGUGUCAUCCGCUUGGCAAGGAUUGCUCGGGUGUUGCGUCUCAUCAGAGCAGCAAAGGGCAUAAGGACACUGUUAUUUGCUCUGAUGAUGUCACUCCCUGCCCUUUUCAACAUUGGCCUUCUUCUCUUCCUUAUUAUGUUCAUCUUUUCCAUCUUUGGAAUGUCUAACUUUGCCUAUGUGAAAAAGCAAGGUGGCGUCGAUGACAUCUUCAACUUUGAGACGUUUGGGAACAGCAUGAUCUGCCUGUUUGAGAUCACGACCUCAGCUGGCUGGGAUGGGCUUCUCCUCCCAACUCUAAACACAGGUCCUCCUGACUGUGACCCUGAUGUGGAAAACCCUGGCACAGAUGUGAGAGGCAACUGCGGAAAUCCAGGCAAAGGCAUCACAUUCUUCUGCAGCUAUAUCAUCUUGUCAUUCUUAGUGGUAGUUAACAUGUAUAUUGCCAUCAUCCUGGAGAACUUUGGUGUGGCACAGGAGGAGAGCAGCGACCUGCUAUGUGAGGAUGACUUUGUUAUGUUUGAUGAGACCUGGCACAAGUUCGAUGUCCAUGGUACACAAUUUUUGGACUACAAUGAUCUGCCUCGCUUUGUUAAUGCACUGCAGGAACCCAUGCGUAUUCCCAACCCCAACAGACACAAGUUAGCCAAAAUGGACAUGUAUGUCGUAAUGGAAGACAAAAUCUCCUAUCUGGAUGUUCUAUUGGCUGUCACUCAGGAGGUCCUGGGGGACACCACUGAAAUGGAAGCCAUGAGGCUGAGCAUCCAGGCCAAGUUCAAGAAAGACAACCCCAGCCCCACCUUCUUUGAGCCUGUCGUCACAACUCUGAGAAGGAAGGAGGAGGAGUGGGCAUCCGUGGUGAUCCAGAGAGCAUUCCGCCAAUACCUCCUCAUGCGUGCCGUGAGCCAUGCCUCCUUUCUGAGCCAAAUCAAGCAUAUGAAUGAGGGGCCAAAGGAUGGCGUGGGGUCACAGGAUUCCCUGAUCACACAGAAGAUGAACGCCCUGUACAGAGGCAACCCGGAGCUUACCAUGCCCCUGGAGCAGCAGAUAAAGCCUAUGUUAGACAAACCCAGAAUGCCUAGUCUAAGCGUUCCAGAAACCUACCCAAUCCAGAUUCCAAAGGAAGUCACAAAUGAGGUAAUUCUUCAUUCUGCACCCAUGGUCAGGCAGAACUACUCCUACUCAGGGGCCAUAGUGGUCAGGGAAUCAAUAGUAUAAUGGACACACAAUGAUACCAUGGCACUGGCCUCUUUUAAGUGGAGAGUGAUUAAGUGCACAAAAGGACCAUCUUCUGUACAAAACAAUGCUGAUGCUCCCCAGAGCACUUAUCUGGAAGGAUUGCACAUCAAUGUUAAGAAAUUGCUGAGGUCUAGAAAGCAAUGAAUUGAUGUUUGCUGGUGUCUAGGAAUGAUGUUUUUAUCACUAUAUAAACUUUUUUAAACAUCUGUAUUGGAACAGAUUUGUUUUCCCGCAUGGUCCUUGGUCAAUGGUAAUCCUUUGACAGACUUCAGACUACUGCUUUCUUUUUCCCUCUCUUAAGAUUUACAGCAUUUUUGUACAUUCAUUAUCACCUUUUGCAGCAUACCCUUUUUAAAAGAAAAGUUGUUGGGGUUUUUUGUGCUCUUUUUAACCUCCCCUCUAAAAUAUAAUGUAUUUCUUCACCUAAGAGCUACAUUUACUUGUGCUUUCAAUUUGUCUUUUGUUUGUCAGUUGACUACAGGGAGAUGGAAUGAGUAGACAUUCACCACUUACCUGGGAGGCACACAGUCACAUUGGGCAGUAUGAAGAGCUACAUAUGGCAUACAUAAACUGUAAAGUACACCUAAGUGUAGCAUUUAAUAUUAGAUGUAUGGCUUUAUAUUGGUACUAUUUUGGGGCUUUCUUGGUUUCAGUAGCACUCUGUUGUCCUUCAUUUCAUCUAACCACACUUUUUAUGUAUGCUUCAUAAAGUUGCAGUUCAUCUGUCCUUUGACCAAACUUAUAUAAUAUGUCGAUGUUAUUUAUGUCCCAAAUCUAGCCUUCGGAUAUUUGUAGCAGCACAAUAAAUUGAUUAGUGUCCAUUUUCUUGUAAAUAGGUGUCACACAAAAUUGCUAAACCCUUUUGCCUAAAAACUAAAUCAAAUAAUAAUAAAAACAAAACUGAAGGAUCCAUAAAUACUAAGUUGUAUUUGGAUGACAAUUAAUUUCAUUGGUAUCAUCCAAGAUUACAUAAAUCAAUCAAUAAACAGCACUAGUAAUCUGGGAUAGGGUUUAAAAUUUUGUGUGUGCCAAAAUAAACCAUCUCAAAUUAUCCCACAUUUUUCACAUUUACAGUUUUCAUCUGAAGUACACUAUUGAUAUGUAAUUUAUAUACUUCUAAUCUAAUUAACAGGCUCCUGCCCACAUGCUAUAAGAAAUAGGUAGUUUGCAAGUGAAAUUAAAAUUGGUAGAAAUGGCAGAAACGCCUACUUUAUUGGUGGUAUUAUAAGUUAUUUUGAAACAGCAUGUUUUAAUGUUCUUUUUGUAAUGCAUUGGCUUGAGAAAGUUUUGUUGAAGCUGAACCUUAACAUAAUGAGAAAUGUCUUACUCCUAGAAAUGUGUAAAUAAAUAAAUCAAACAUUUUUCAGUUUU
This is a messenger RNA of Electrophorus electricus (electric eel), 7234 nucleotides long. It is a transcript of the gene scn4aa, whose product is annotated as sodium channel, voltage-gated, type IV, alpha, a. Gene Ontology annotation, molecular function: voltage-gated sodium channel activity. Gene Ontology annotation, biological process: neuronal action potential; sodium ion transmembrane transport; membrane depolarization during action potential. The record is from RefSeq and is a predicted model, not a curated record. NCBI's taxonomy places the organism in Eukaryota, Metazoa, Chordata, Actinopteri, Gymnotiformes, Gymnotidae. Gene Ontology annotation, cellular component: plasma membrane; voltage-gated sodium channel complex.